Messenger RNA from Exophiala dermatitidis NIH/UT8656, 1041 nucleotides. Its product is annotated as dihydroflavonol-4-reductase. Gene Ontology annotation, molecular function: oxidoreductase activity, acting on the CH-OH group of donors, NAD or NADP as acceptor. The record is from RefSeq and is a predicted model, not a curated record. NCBI's taxonomy places the organism in Eukaryota, Fungi, Ascomycota, Eurotiomycetes, Chaetothyriales, Herpotrichiellaceae. Bases 1 to 1041 code for a protein of 346 amino acids. The transcript has 3 exons.
AUGCCCACCACACUCGUCACCGGCGCCAACGGCUUCGUUGGUGCAGCCGUGGUCAACGAGCUAAUAACCCAGAAUCACAAAGUCAUCCUAGCCGUACGAACACCCUCGAGCGCCGAAGGCUUAGUCUCAAAGCACCCAGAAUGGCCAAUCCAGGACAUCUCAGUGGCUCGCGUGGCCGACUUCACUGUUCCAGGAGUGUUCGACGAAGUAUUCCACCAACACCCGGAGAUCGACUACAUUGUGCAUGUGGCGGCACCAUUGCUCGACGAUCCCCACAACACGGAUUUCGUCGAACAUUUUGAGAAGCCCAGCGUUCUUGGCAACACGGGUCUGCUGACAUCGGCCUUGAGGUAUGGCAAGAACGUCAAAGCCAUCAGCGUCACGGGGAGCAUCAACGCCAUCACCCUGGGAGACCAGGACGAUGUGAAGAAGCGAGCGUUUGGCAAUAAAGACUGGCUGCCAUUGGGAAGAGAGGACGCCAUCAAGGCGCAAGAUCCCUAUAUCUCGUACUGUGUAGGCAAAAAACUCGCCGAGCAAGCGACUUGGAAGUUCGUCGACGAACAAAAGCCGCCGUUCAGCGUGACCAAUUUCAUGCCGCCGUUGAUCUUCGGCCCAAUGUUCCAAAAAGUGCCGAGUGUCGCAAAGAUCAAUUUCAGCAAUCGCCAAUUCCACAGUAUACUCAACAGCGCGAAGGUAGAGGGUGGGAAGGUUCCCAAUACUAUGUUUCCUGGAGAUAUCGACGUCCGCGAUCUGGCAAAGCUCCAGAUUUCGGCCUUGACCACGCCUAGCGCCGCGAACAAGCGUUUCGUCGUGGGGCAUCCCAUGCUGUUCAACCAAUUUGCCGAUGCUUUGCGCAAUGAUCCAGAACUGCAUCUGUCUUCACGUAUUGGCGAGAACAAUGACGAAGAUUCGACAUUGACCUUGCCGAGGUUCGAGACCAAUGAGGCCGAAGAAGUCUUCCAGUUCAAGUGGACUAAUCUCGAGAAGACCGCAAGGGAUACCGCCAUUGCACUUCUCGAAGUGGAGGCCCUUGAUGCCUGA